Molecule: messenger RNA, 1510 nt
Organism: Dermacentor silvarum
Lineage: Eukaryota; Metazoa; Arthropoda; Arachnida; Ixodida; Ixodidae
Product: guanine nucleotide-binding protein G(s) subunit alpha isoforms XLas
Exons: 4
Coding region: 117-842 (241 amino acids)
Cellular component (GO): extracellular region
Molecular function (GO): chitin binding
Source: RefSeq, a predicted model, not a curated record
GCGGAUCGGGAAAUCUUGGCUGCUGUCUCCACCUUGUAACGGAAGCCCUCGCGCAUACGGACCACCUGGGUGGGACAACGAAACACGAAAACUACCUCACAAACGCAAGAGGCAUCAUGAAUUUUUUUCUGGUUAUUGCGCUGCUCGGCAUUGCCUCGGCGCACCCUGGUGUUAGGCGUCGCCGCGAGGCGUACCUGCUGCCCGACGGCGCGGAGCUCCUGCUGGGCAGCGUCAAGACGACGUUCAAGUGUCCCGGCGACGGCUACUACGCGGACAUGGACAACGACUGCAAGGUGUUCCACAUCUGCCACGACGUGCUGGGCCCGCAGGGUGCCACCGACCACGAGAUGCAGCACUUCAGCUUCCUGUGCGGCAACCAGACUGUCUUCAACCAGCUGAGCCUGACCUGCGCUUACGAGGAGGACUCGGUACCCUGCCAGAACGCCAAGGACUUCUACUACCUGAACGCCAACAUCGGUGACCCCACCGCGGAGUUCUUGAGCGACAACGACAUCCAGCGCGCAGCGCCGCUGGUGCCGACGUUCAAGGCGCACGCCGCGGCUGCCGCCCUGUCCGCUGGCCCUGCCCUGGCGGCUGGCCCCGCCAGGACGGCUGGCCCCGCCAGGACCGCUGGCCCCGCUCGGACGGCUGGCCCCGUCCAAGGCCCACCGGCCCAGGGUCCGAGCACUCUUCUCAGGGCGCCUACCGCUGGGCCCCCGAUUAGGACUCCUGCCAGGGGUCUGGGGCGCGGUGCGGCUGCAUCCGAAGUCAAGGAAGUAACGGUCACGCCACCGCCGACCACACCGCAGCCAGCGACGAGCACGACACUCAAGGAGGAGUAGAGACAGCUGCUUGGACGUCCUCUCUAUCAUUCUCAUCGUACGCUCUCUUCACGCGAACAUAGCCCCAUGUUUUACGGUGUGUCGUCGUCCCACUCUGUCCACGGAGAUAUGCCUCUUCGCUCGACAUUUCGUUCCUGAUCGGUGCAAGGUAGCCAGGCAGGCGCGUGGUUAGCCUCCUUCUCUUUAUCUGUAUUUCGUCUUUCUCAUGACUUCGUUUAAAUCAUGGCGCGUUCCAGGGGUGACUGUAGUUCUUUGCUUCAGCUUGCCGUCUAUUCACCUAUAUAAUGGCUUGGUGCAGUAUGCGCUCCCAUAGCUACUAGAAACACAUAUUUCUCGUUUAAUUUUUGGGAUUCAAUAAGAAAAAUCCGUGAAAAUGUACAGAAGCUGUCACAAAGUACAUGUUAUAAAUGCCUUGUGAGGUUCUUGGCGAACUGUGCACCUGAAAGACAUCCUCGUUACGAGACGAGUUGCUUUGAUUAAUUGUUUCCGAUCACUCGAGCAAUGUUGGUGUUGCUGAGAAAGAAGUAAAAAAGAAAACUGUGUUGUGUUCACAAGAGUCAGCGAAAAGGAUGACAGGUUCUUUCAGUAUACGAAUGCGGUGAUAUUUUUUUCUAUAAGUGACGACUUUGCGACUGAAAACAAUUUCAUCACAAUAAAUGUUUUUUUUU